UGGGCCUGUUGUGCCUUAUCUGUUGAUACCGAUAAGUCGAGUCGAAAAUUUAACCUUAUUAUCCUUUCCUUUCCUUUGGGGUCGUCCUUAAACAGAGUCCUUUGGCACCGAGCCGAUUCGGAUUCGGUUCACGAGGACGAUUCCAAUUCAGGACACGACCCGACUCCAAAUGGACGGGAAUGGGGAGAGUCUAUGCCCUCGCGCAACUGUGCUUCAAGGAAAAUAAUUUACAAAGUCGAACAAAAAUAAACCAUAAAAGAAAAAAUUUAAAAUUUAUCUCGGUCUAUCUGUAUGCUCUAUAUGCCCAUUUAUUUAUGUUUGAUAAUAAUUCAGUGUGCGCAAGGGUCGAAAUAUAGUUCAGUGAGUGAGCAGGUAAAUAAACAGUUCAUUCAAUGCAAGGGUCGAGUUACAGUCCAGAGUUAAAUGAUCAUUUAACGGUUCAGUUAGUGACUAAUCAGGGUGCAUUUCCUUGUGUGGAUAGGUCGUUCAAUAAUCAGUGAGUGAGCGAGAUCUGCUCACUAGCUCAACUGUUAAAUGCCUCGUUUUCUCACUGAUGUUCACUGACCUGCUCACUAAAUGCACUGCUAAAUGACGCAUUUUAUCACUGAACUGUACACGGAUCCGAUCACUAACUGACCUGUUAAGUGACUCGUUUUCUCACUGAUGUUCACUGACCUGCUCACUAAAUGAGCUGUUAAAUGACGCAUUUUGUCAAUGAACUGUGCACUGACUUGCUCACUACCUGGACUGUUAAUGACUCGUCCAUUCAUUAACCUGCUCACUAAACGGGCUGUUAAAUGACGCAUUUUAUCACAAAACAGUACAUUGACUCGAUCACUAAUUGAACUGUUAAAUGACGCGUUUUCUCACUGAUGUUCACUGACCUGCUCACUAAAUGAGCUGUUAAACGACUCGCUUACUCAUUCAAUAUUCUUUGAAUAUAAUGAAUAAUAUUUUGAACUAUUCCCUCACUGAACAGUUAAAUGAUUCGUUCACUCACUAAUCUGUACACUGACUUGCUCACUAACUGAACUGUUCAAUUACUCGUUCACUCACUGAACUUUACUUCGACCUACUCACUCACUGAGCUAUACUUCGACCUAUUCACUCAUUGAAAUGUACAUGACCUGCUAAAUUACUCGUACACUCACUGAACGCUACACUCACUAUCUCACUAAAUAAACUGUUAAAUGACUCGUUUUGUCACUGAACUAUACUCCGACCCAUUCAGUCACCGAACUGUACACUGACCUGCUCUCUAACUGAACUGUUAAAAUAGUCGUUCACUUACUGAAUUAUACUUAGACCUAUUCACUCACUGACCCAUACAGACACUCACUCACUAGCUAAAAUGUUAAAUGAUUCGUUCCUCACUGAAGUGUACACUGACCUGGUCAAUAACUGUACUACACUUUGGCCCAUUCACUCACUAAAUUGUUCAUUGGCCUGCUCACUAAUUGAACAAUUCACUGACCCGAUCACUAAUUGAACUGUUUAUGAUGAUGAUUAUAUUUGACCUAUUCCCUCACUGAACUUUUAAAUCACGUGCUUCCUUACUGAACUCAUAUAGUUCAUUAACUGAACUAUACUUCGGCCCAUAAAUGACUGGUUCACUCACUGAGCUGUGCACUUGAAAAACAAAUAUAUUCACAUACAAAUUAAAAAUAAAAAAAACUCGGGAGGGAAUAUUAUUCAUCCGCCACAGCAAGAAUUUUCAGUUUUAUUUUUUCAUUUAUUUUUCUUUUGAUGAAUAGGAAAUAGAGCUUGUCACGUACACACCAUCUUAGCGAUUAUUUGACUUAUGUAAGACGCGAAGUACGUUUCGCUUGUAAUUUUAUUUCGGAUUUAUUUUCCUUUAUUGCUUCUUUUACGACAAAUCGACAAAAAGACCAUGUCAAUUUCAUAAAUGUUACAUCAUGAAAUAUUUCACAAAAAAUUAUAGGACAGAGGAGAUAGAAAACCCUUCAACUACGUCACACCGAGUUUUCCAGUCAACACUAAUUUGAAAGAAUACCAAUUAACGUAGAUACUAAAACGUAAUUGUCUGGUUAAGUUGAUAAGAAGGAACAGAAAGAGUGAUGACAGAAAUUAUAUAAAUAUAUUACUAUGGUGGCCUGCACACUAUCUGUACUCUUAAAUUACUCUUUCACUCACUGACCUGCUAAAUGGCUCGUUCACACACUGAACGUUACACUCACUCGUUCACUGACUAAACUGUUGAACCAUUUUCUUACUGAACUAUAUUCCGACGCAUACAUUCACCGAACUGUACACUGACUUUCUCAUUAGCAGAACUGUUAAAUGACUCGUUUUCUCACUGAACUGUUCACUAAAUGAGCUGUUAAAUUACGCAUUUUGUCAGUGAACUUUACACUGACUAGAUCAUUAACUGAACAGAUAAACGACUCGCUCACUCACAUAUUUACACUUCGACUUUUCACAUGUUAAUGAGCGAGUCAGUGAGUAUGCAGGUCGGUGUAUAGUUCGGUGAAGGAAUGGAUCUUAGUAUAGUUCAGUGAGAAAACAAGUCAUUUAAAAAGUCAGUUAGUAAUCGGGUCAGUCUACAGUUCAUUGUAUGAACAGCAUGCAGGAAGAAGGAAAAGAAGCUUACUGCAAAGUCUGCGGUGACAAGGCGUCAGGCAAGCACUAUGGUGUCGCCAGCUGUGACGGGUGCAGGGGCUUUUUCAAGAGGUCGAUACGACGCAAUCUGGACUACGUGUGCAAAGAAGAAGGCAGGUGUGUCGUCGACGUGACCAGAAGGAACCAGUGCCAGGCUUGCCGAUUCUCGAAGUGCCUACGUGUCAACAUGAAAAAAGACGCCGUCCAGCAUGAAAGAUCUCCUAGGAGCAACAGCGCGACACCUUCCCUGUCCUUCGUCUACCAGCAGUUCCUUCCAUACCCUAGAGCUUACCUCCACCCAGCUUCCAUACCAGGCCUGCAGUACAUGGGAUGCUACAUGAGGUCGGAAUGCAACGAAAACGAAGUCUCGAGCUCACAAGAAUCAACGGAAUCAAGGUUAGAACCGUCCGUGUCCCUCCUCUCCGAGGACAUAUACAGCACUUCCAGCCGCCUUCUUUCCCUGACAGUACAGUGCGUCAGGGCCAUACCUUCCUUUCAACAGUUGUCGCCGCAGGAUCGUGACUCCCUACUAGAAGACUCCUGGAAGGACCUAUUCAUCCUCACACUUGCCCAGUGGUCACUUCCUAUAGAGCAAGAAAAACUUAUCCGUGACACAGGCAUCGACGACGCGUCAAGGUUGGACGAGUUGAGAAAAGACUUAAAAGUCGUGUCAUACGCCAUCGCCAGGCUUACCCAGCUCAGGGCGGACCACACCGAAUUCGCCUGCCUCAAAGCACUCGUCCUCUUCAACCCGGAAUCGGUCAGAAAAGAAGAGGUUGAAGUCCUCCAGGAGCAGACGCACGUCAUGCUCGCUGAGUAUUCGGGAGUCAGGUCGGCCAAGCUGCUCCUCCUUUUGCUCAACACCAGCAGGACUUCACUGAAAAACAUCCUUCUCCUAUUUUUCAACAGGCACGCACCCGUCAGGCUGGAAGGCCUCCUCGCUUCAAAAUAAACCAUAAAACUGUCACU
Molecule: messenger RNA, 3588 nt
Organism: Cimex lectularius (bed bug)
Lineage: Eukaryota; Metazoa; Arthropoda; Insecta; Hemiptera; Cimicidae
Product: nuclear receptor subfamily 2 group E member 1-like
Exons: 8
Coding region: 2576-3571 (331 amino acids)
Biological process (GO): regulation of transcription by RNA polymerase II; anatomical structure development; cell differentiation
Molecular function (GO): zinc ion binding; nuclear receptor activity; RNA polymerase II cis-regulatory region sequence-specific DNA binding
Source: RefSeq, a predicted model, not a curated record